AUGGCACGCGCCAACUUUGAAAGACCAAAGGGGAAAGGAGAGGGCGAUUGGCGCAAAACCGCCCGUGGUUCCAGACACGGCGCAUUAGCGCCGUCCGGGAGAAGUAAGCGUGAUGACUUUGGUGGAGUUGCGGACCUGCAGAUGCUUGGAUUCCAUUGGCACUUUAAUACAAACUGUGAAGCUGAUAGCGCCGCCAAGGAACGCUCUGGCCCCGAAGUGAUCGACAUCGCGUUAGAUGAACGUGUUGCCCAUGGUCUUAUCGAUGUGUAUAUUGCUGGUCUGUAG
Penicillium maclennaniae is the source of this 285-nucleotide messenger RNA. RefSeq lists its product as uncharacterized. NCBI's taxonomy places the organism in Eukaryota, Fungi, Ascomycota, Eurotiomycetes, Eurotiales, Aspergillaceae. The transcript is spliced from 2 exons. Bases 1 to 285 code for a protein of 94 amino acids. The record is from RefSeq and is a predicted model, not a curated record.